Messenger RNA from Lactuca saligna, 816 nucleotides. Lineage: Eukaryota; Viridiplantae; Streptophyta; Magnoliopsida; Asterales; Asteraceae. The record is from the annotation of a GenBank genome assembly.
AUGUCACUAUCUACAAAAAAAUGUGGGUGGCGUAUAAAAACGUUUCUUUUCUUUUGGAAUUUCCAUAGGUUAACACUGCGAAAUCUAGGUGGCGAGGAAGUGCUUGAUAAUAUCCAGGAAGAAAUUGUUGAUGAUGGUGAAACAGAUGACACAGGGCAUACCGAUGACAACGGCCCAAAUUGUGACAUGGGUGAGAAUGUAAGUGAAUGCGAACCUGUUGAUGCUGACAUAGGGGAGAAUGAAGAUGAUGAGGCUGAUGUUGCUACUAAUUUGCCAAAUAGGUUCAAUGAAGAGCAACCUUGGAAGGAGCAACAAACCGUGUUAGGUAUAAGCUCGCUACCGACUAGCUUGGAAGGCUUUUGGUACCGUCUCUCCAGAACUUCGAUCAAUCAAUCUUCAAUGCUCAUUGGAAAGGCACCAAGAAAUCGCUCUGAGAUGUGUCGUACGAUGACGUUAAGGAUGACGCUGAUGAUCUGUACCUCACCCAUGGAGAUUAUGGAGAUUUUGUUUAGUUUCUACGUACUAGGUGAAGAACGCAUGGCUUUCUGUAGAAAACAUGAGUGCAAUGCUAAUGCCAACAACUUAACGCUUGAAUUCAUAAGAUUAGACUAUGAAGACCUAAACAUGUUGAACAAAUCCUUCCCAAAUCUUCAAGUUCUUAACUUGGUAGGUGUCGGAGAGGCAUGUUAUGAUCUGGAAGGUUGGGAGACUUGGGAUAGGAGAAAAGGGUUGAAAACAUUUUGUGCAUAUUUGUUGUUGGUUGACCCUUUGUUGACUUUUUCAUCGGUUUCUUCUGUGUUGGAUCAAUGUGUGUAG